Elaeis guineensis (African oil palm) is the source of this 1810-nucleotide messenger RNA. RefSeq names its product VAN3-binding protein. NCBI's taxonomy places the organism in Eukaryota, Viridiplantae, Streptophyta, Magnoliopsida, Arecales, Arecaceae. Gene Ontology annotation, biological process: auxin-activated signaling pathway; leaf vascular tissue pattern formation; phloem or xylem histogenesis. The record is from RefSeq and is a predicted model, not a curated record.
AAUUGUUAGAGGAGACUGGAGAAGGACACAGCGCAGGUCUUAUCAAAACCAACCCAUCUCUCUCUCUCUCUCUCUCUUCCCUCCCGGCCCCCGCCUCCCCGCCUUCUGACAUUCUAAGCCGAUUCGUUUCUCUCUCUUUCUCUUCUUAUAAAAACCCCAUCACGACCCGUUGAAUUGCAUCAUCACAAUUCCAACAACCACCGCCGAGCCGCUCCGGAUGGACGACCACAGAGACCCGUGGCGGCCGGAGCCUCCCCUUCCGGCCGCUGCCCUCCGGCCGCCGGAGGCCCCCCGCGACCCAAUGGAGUUUCUCUCCCGCUCCUGGAGCGCCUCCGCCUUAGAAGUCUCCAAGGCUCUCGCACCCCCGCUCCCACCGGCGCCCACCGGCGUCGCGAUGGCGAUCCCGGAGGACGCCGCCGGCGAGCUGGAGGAGGCUGCCGUCGCUGGGAACACCUUCUCUUUCGCUUCCUCUGCUACAUCGCAGCUCGUCAUGGAGAGGAUAAUGUCGCAGUCGCAGGAAGUGUCACCGCUCACAUCUGGGCGUUUGUCCCACAGCAGCGGUCCUUUGAACGGUGGCCAGAGCGGCGGAUCUCUCUCCGAUAGCCCUCCCGUCUCCCCAUCCGAAAUCGACGACGUCAAGUUUUGCCGCACCAGCAACACGCCAAAACCUCAACCAUAUAGAGGCGGCAGCAAGACGGUGGGGAGGUGGCUCAAGGAUAGGAGGGAGAAGAAGAAAGAGGAGACCCGGGCCCAGAAUGCCCAGCUCCAUGCUGCAGUCUCGGUGGCCGGUGUUGCUGCUGCGGUCGCGGCGGUCGCAGCCGCCACUGCUGCAGCCUCGGGGUCGGGCAAGGAUGACCGUGCCGCCAGGACCGAUAUGGCAGUUGCUUCUGCCGCGACCCUUGUAGCUGCACAGUGUGUUGAAGCUGCUGAGUCCAUGGGGGCCGAGCGCGAACACCUGGCAUCGGUAGUUGGUUCUGCUGUUAAUGUUAGGACCCCUGGGGAUAUCAUCACUCUGACUGCAGCUGCUGCCACUGCACUGCGAGGGGCGGCAACAUUAAAGGCUAGAGCACUUAAAGAGGUGUGGAACAUAGCAGCGGUCAUCCCGGUGGAGAAGGGAGGGAUGGGAGGCCACCACAAUCAUCGCCAUAAUAAGCAACAGAAGGAAUUGGAUAGCAAUGGGAGCAGUUUCAGUGAUGAGCUCGUACCGGAGGAGGAGAACUUCCUAGGUCUCUGUAGUCAGGAACUUCUUGCCCGAGGGACCGAGCUUCUCAAACGCACCCGGAAAGGUGCACUUCAUUGGAAGGUCGUCUCAGUUUACAUCAAUCGGAUGGGUCAGGUAACGCUUAAGAUGAAAAGCAAGCAUGUUGCUGGAACUAUCACUAAGAAGAAGAAGUGUGUGGUUAUAGAGGUUUGCAAGGAUAUCCAAGCAUGGCCCGGCCGACACUUGCUGGAAGGUGGAGAGCAGCGGCGCUACUUUGGGCUGAAGACGGCGGAGCGCCGGGUCAUAGAGUUUGAAUGCAGGAGCCAGAGGGAGUAUGAGAUGUGGACGCAAGGAGUAUCGAGGCUCCUCAACAUUGUCGGUGAGAGGAAGCACCUCGCCUAACAAGAAGAGCUGCCGACAUGCCAGCCAAAUUAUCAGUCAUGGCUAGCUGUGGAGCCCAAUGAUCAGGUGCAUGACCCACCUGAACUUAAUGGCUUGGCAAGAAUGUUUGUAAUCAAAGAUAUGUGUGAAGUGGGUUCCAUCUUCCAUUGUACAAAAGGAAAAGAGAAGUUGAUCAAAUCAACCAGAGGGGUUUGCUCUUUGAUUUUA